AGCCCGUAUAAAACGGCUACUUGUUCAGUCUUUCUCUCUAUGCUUGGGCUUUGGUCUCGACUUCUAAUUCCAAAGCAGAUUUGCAGGUGAUUUAAGUGAUGAUGCCUCAGAGGAAGCCAUCUUACUCAUGGUGGUGGGAUAGCCACAAUAGCCCAAAACACUCUCAAUGGCUCCAUUCCACUCUCUCUGAAUUGGAUGAGAAGACUAAGGCGAUGCUAAAGCUUAUAGAGGAAGAUGCCGACUCAUUUGCCCAGCGAGCAGAGAUGUACUACAAAAAGAGGCCUGAACUCAUAGCCAUGGUCGAGGACUUCUACCGUGCUUACCGAUCUCUUGCCGAACGUCAUGACCAGCUCAAAUGUGAAACCGGGUGCUCUAAAACUCCACCGCCCCUAGAACUUUCUCACUCUAGGAAGUAUCGGUCCCCCCCACAGCUUUCUUUCCCAACAAAGCCCUCACCGCUGUCAAACUCUUCUCUAUCUACAAAAACCCAACCGAAGAAACUCAACUUUUCGGCAACAAGCAUCAAGACCACUGAGCCCUCUGAGUCUUUUGAUUCAGAAGAGUCUGAGGCUCCAUCUACAAAAACCCAACUGAAGAAACUUGACUUCCCGGCAACAAACAUCAAGAACACUGAGCCCUCUGAGUCUUUUGAGUCAGAAGAGUCCGAGAUAGAUGAUGCUGAAGAAGAAAUGGCUAACGUGGAGACUGAAGAAAUGUUGAUGUUGAGGGAAGAAGUGAUGAGGCUAAGGGAGGAGAACAGGCAACAGAAGGAAGAGCUGAUGGAGAGGAAUGAAGAGAAGAGAGAAGUUAUUAGGCAACUUUCUCUCUCUAUAGACAUACUCAAUGAAGAGAAUCAGGGUCUGGUCAGGUGUUUAAGGCAGACUAAGUUGGGUUUGUUUGAAUUCAUGAGAUGGAAGGGAGCUGGGAAAUCAUCUAAUGGCUCUUCACUGUGUCGCCGUAAUCUUGUUGCUCGUUGAUAAACUUUAGUUUGGUAAUAUGUGAUGGGUUACUAGGGUAGUCACAAGUUUACAACUAAGUUUGCUUUAAGGUAAAUUUGGGGGUAAGUGGUGAUGGGGUUUUCUUUUGACCACUAUAUACUUUAAUAGUUAUUUAUUCUUUAUUUCUAGACAUCAUUUUACUGAGACUCUAUCUAAUUUAAUGUAUA
Messenger RNA from Amborella trichopoda, 1165 nucleotides. It is a transcript of the gene NET3C, whose product is annotated as Kinase interacting (KIP1-like) family protein. The record is from RefSeq and is a predicted model, not a curated record. Lineage: Eukaryota; Viridiplantae; Streptophyta; Magnoliopsida; Amborellales; Amborellaceae. Gene Ontology annotation, molecular function: actin binding.